Messenger RNA from Durio zibethinus, 4115 nucleotides. Lineage: Eukaryota; Viridiplantae; Streptophyta; Magnoliopsida; Malvales; Malvaceae. The record is from RefSeq and is a predicted model, not a curated record.
AAUGGAAAAACUAGAAAAAGAGUACUAAAAUUAAUGGGGAGAAAAAAAAAAAGGAAAAAGAAAACAAAAGGUAGUGGUGAUUAGUAAAAAUCCAUCUAAUCAAAGAAGAAAAGGCCAACGAGGCCGGUGCCAUCGUCACCGGAUCGUUUUUGCCUUACAACGACUUUGUCUGUCCCAUGCUCUCAAAAAUCUUUUCCGCUCUUUUCCUUUCCUUCCAAACAGUAAACCAAAAAAGAAAGAAAAACUUUCUCUCUUCUUCUCAAUCGCUUCUUCUCUCCCUUCACCAUCAUAAUUUCCUUCAUAUUUCUCUGUUCCUCAAUUAGAAAAUACCAAUGCAAUAAUUCACUUUUUCUUUCUCAGUAUCUUUCCCAUUUCCUUCAUAUCUUUUAAUUUGCCAGCUUUUCUUGGCUCUUUCCCUUCCCUUCUUCAAACUCAAAGAGAGAGAUCUUUCUCUCAAGUAAGUUUUGUGCAACUUCCAGACUGCUCAAAGUUGGAUUCUCAAGUGGAGCUAUACUAAUUUUGCCUAAGAAAACAGUAAUAAAGAAGAAUUCCGAGAAAUGUCUAGCUCUGCAAAAGUUCAUGAUCCUGCAUUUCAAGGAGUGGGUCAGAAACUCGGGACUGAAAUCUGGCGUAUUGAGAAUUUUCAGCCAGUUCCUCUGCCAAAGUCAGACUAUGGAAAAUUCUACAUGGGGGAUUCUUAUAUUGUCUUACAGACAACACCUAGCAAGGGUGGUUCAUAUCUGUAUGACAUACACUUCUGGAUUGGUAAAGAUACUAGUCAGGAUGAGGCUGGAACAGCUGCUAUCAAAACUGUUGAGUUGGAUGCAGUACUAGGAGGGCGUGCUGUGCAGCACAGGGAACUUCAAGGUCAUGAAUCUGACAAAUUUUUGUCGUACUUUAAACCUUGCAUUGUACCAUUGGAAGGUGGUGUUGCUUCUGGAUUUAAAAAGCCAGAAGAAGAAGUGUUUGAAACACGGUUGUAUGUCUGCAGAGGAAAGCGAGUUGUCAGAUUGAAGCAGGUUCCUUUUGCUCGGUCUUCACUGAAUCAUGAUGAUGUAUUUAUCCUGGACACUCAGGAUAAGAUUUAUCAGUUCAAUGGUGCAAACUCUAAUAUUCAGGAAAGGGCGAAGGCAUUAGAAGUUAUUCAGUUCUUAAAGGAAAAGUAUCAUGGGGGAACGUGCAAUGUUGCAAUUGUUGAUGAUGGGAAAUUGGACACUGAGUCCGACUCUGGGGAGUUUUGGGUGCUCUUUGGUGGAUUUGCGCCAAUAAGCAAGAAGGUUGCCAGUGAAGAUGAUGUUAUUCCUGAGAAAACUCCUGCUAAACUUUAUAGCAUAACUGAUGGUGAGGUGAAGAUUGUAGAAGGUGAACUAUCGAAAGGCCUCUUGGAAAACAACAAAUGUUAUCUACUAGACUGUGGAGCUGAGGUUUUUGUUUGGGUUGGACGGGUGACACAAGUAGAGGACAGAAAAGCCGCCAGUCAAGUUGCUGAGGACUUUGUUGCUGGCCAGAGUAGACCAAAAACAACACGCAUAACCCGUCUCAUCCAAGGGUAUGAAACCAAUUCAUUCAAGUCCAACUUUGAUUCUUGGCCGGCAGGGUCUACAGCUCCUGGUGGUGAGGAGGGAAGAGGAAAAGUAGCCGCUUUGCUGAAGCAACAAGGAGUUGGUGUCAAGGGGAUAGGCAAAAGUGCUCCUGUAAAUGAAGAAGUUCCCCCUUUGCUUGAAGGCGGUGGAAAGAUGGAGGUAUGGUGCAUCAAUGGCAGUGCCAAGACACCAUUGCCAAAAGAGGAUAUUGGUAAAUUCUAUAGUGGAGACUGCUACAUUGUGCUUUAUACCUACCACUCAGGUGACAGGAAAGAAGAUUACUUUCUGUGUUGUUGGAUUGGAAAGGAUAGCAUUGAGGAGGACCAAAAGAUGGCUGCCCGGUUGGCUGAUGCAAUGUAUAACUCACUUAAGGGGAGGCCUGUUCAGGGUCGAGUGUUUGAAGGUAAAGAGCCACCCCAGUUCAUUGCACUUUUUCAACCUAUGGUGGCCCUUAAGGGUGGUCUAAGUACUGGUUACAAAAUGAGUAUAGCAGACAAAGGCUUGACAGAUGAAACCUAUACUGCAGAUUGUGUUGCUCUAUUUCGGAUUUCAGGAACCUCCGAGCACAAUAAUAAAGCGUUGCAAGUUGAUGCGGUGGCAACAUCAUUGAACUCAACUGAGUGUUUCCUCCUGCAAUCUGGAUCUUCGAUUUUUAUUUGGCAUGGAAAUCAAAGCACCUAUGAAAAGCAGCAAUUAGCUGCAAAAGUUGCUGAAUUUUUGAAGCCUGGAGUUGCUGUUAAACAUGCUAAAGAAGGAACAGAGAGCAAUGCCUUCUGGUUUGCACUUGGGGGAAAACAAAGCUAUACGAGCAAAAAAGCAUCUGUAGAGACUGUCAGGGAUCCCCACUUGUUCAGUUUCUCUCUUAAUAGAGGAAAGUUUGAGGUUGAGGAAAUUUACAAUUUCUCUCAAGACGAUCUGUUGACAGAAGAUAUUUUGAUACUCGACACACAUUCUGAAGUGUUUGUUUGGGUUGGUCAGUCUGUAGACGCCAAAGAAAAGCAAAAUGUCUUUGAAUUUGGCCAGAAAUACAUAGACAUGGCUGCAUCUCUAGAUGGUUUGUCUCCAAAAGUUCCACUUUACAAAGUUACUGAAGGAAACGAACCCUGCUUCUUCACAACAUUAUUUUCAUGGGAUUCCACUCGAGCUAAUGUGCAAGGAAACUCAUUCCAGAAGAAGGUGGCAUUGCUCUUUGGGGCUAGCCAUGCUGUAGAGGACAAGCCCAAUGGGAACCAAGUGGGUCCCACUCAAAGGGCUUCAGCUUUAGCUGCCUUGUCUUCUGCAUUCAAUCCAUCUUCUGCCAAACCAACCCUUUUGGCCCACGAUCGAUCCGACGGAAAUCAAGGACCUACACAAAGAGCGUCAGCUUUAGCUGCCUUGUCAUCUGCAUUUAAUCCAUCAUCAGCAAGCAAAACCUCAGCUCCAAAGCCUUCCAGCACUAGUCAGGGGUCACAAAGAGCAGCAGCUGUAGCUGCUCUUUCCUCAGUCCUUACUGCUGAAAAGAAGAAACAAUCACCUGAUGCAUCCCCUAGAAAAUCCACCAGCAGCACUCCUGCUGUAACCAGCCCACUUUCUGAAGCAAAGAGUGAAGUGGACCCUUCUGAAGCAGAGGAUUCUCAAGAGGUUGCUGAAGACAAGGAGACUGGUGUAGUAUCUGAAACUGAUGGGGAGGAUUCAGAACCAAAGCAAGAGAUAGAGCACGAUGAGAAUGGGAGUGGAAGCACUCAAAUUACAUUCAGUUAUGAGCAACUGAAAGCCAAAUCUGAUAAUCCUGUAACUGGAAUUGAUUUCAAAAGGAGAGAGGCUUAUUUGUCAGAUGAAGAGUUCCAGACAAUAUUCGAGAUGGAAAAAGAAGCAUUUUAUAAAUUGCCAAAGUGGAAGCAAGACAUGCUGAAGAAGAAAGCUGAUCUAUUCUAGAGCACGAACGCAUUUAAACGAGUGAUUUAUGUGCUUCCUUUGCAUUCUAAAUAGCAAUCCCUUAUUUAAUUUGAUAUUCACUUCCGCCAUAAAAUUAUGGUUUCGCUGGUAUACGAAGCCUGUAUUGCCAUGUCUAGCUUUUUGUCAUUUGCCUUUUUCGACGAAUGUAAUUGUGGUUAGUAUCCGGAUUGAUCAUGAUGUUGCCUGAAAAGAGUAUAUUUUUUUAUUCCCCUCCCCCCCUCCCCCCCUCUUCUCUUAGUGCCACUGCCUUUGUAAUGAUCACAUAUUGCAGUUAAGGACAGCUUGGCAGGCCAACAUUCUUUUAUUCGAUUGGCGUGUGCUCAUCUUUGUGGUUAUUCAACUUUUUCUUUUCCCAAUUUGUUAAAGAUGGUAUAUAUGAUUUGCAUUUCUAUUGAACUCUAAUGUAAGUAAUGAAAAUUCAUCGUUUGAGAACAUAUGUUUUCAUAUUGAUCAUUGUUAGGCUACUCAUAUCUUCUUUACAGAUUGAGGGAAGAUGAAGUAGCCAUUUAACUAGUGUAAAUUUUAUGCUUUGUUGGAUGUUCAUGUAGUGUGGUUCAGACAUAUUCAAAUUUUAGUUUUUGCAACUUAUUCUUCUAU